Molecule: messenger RNA, 8211 nt
Organism: Anastrepha ludens (Mexican fruit fly)
Lineage: Eukaryota; Metazoa; Arthropoda; Insecta; Diptera; Tephritidae
Exons: 10
Coding region: 439-2649 (736 amino acids)
Molecular function (GO): carbohydrate binding
Source: RefSeq, a predicted model, not a curated record
GAUGACCGUUUGCAAUGUGUAUUUCAUAAGGAAUGUGGACCAAAAUAAGUGAAAGUGGAAAAAUAAGCAACAACAUGCGUUAUUAAAAAUGAAAGGUUAUAUUAACUAUACCCUUAAGCGGUAAUCAAUUGAUUUAGGAUUUUAGAAAAAAAAACUAAAUCUGUCAAAUGCUGCUCAGAGAGAGAAAAAACUAAGCUAACUGUUCCAAUAGUACAAAAUGCUUAUAGAGAAUGGCUAGUAUGUUGUGUAACAGUUAUUUGACAACCAACGAUAAAUAUGUAUGUACAUAUGUAAUUCCAUGUACAACAUAUACAUACAUGCAAUACACUCAAGAAUGUAGAGAUUGUGAAUUGUGCAAGUAAACUCUAAUCACAAUACAUCUUCAAUUAUGUUGGUAGUGUCCUAAGAAGAGAAACUAUCCAAACCCAGCUCCGUAAGAUGGAGAAGCAGCAACACUACACUUUUUUACCGAAUACUCGUUUAAGGUGGAUAACUAUACACGUCAUCGUGAUACUGCUAUUACAACUUAUUCAUUGUGUUACUUGCGGAGAGAAAUUGGCGCUUUUAUCAGCAACACUGCGUACAUAUCAAAAAGCAGCGUGCGAUACCGAUCAAGUGGCUAUUGCUUGCCCGCGUGGCACCAGCAUAUCAAUUGAAUUCGCACAGUACAAUAAUUUCAAAAACAAAGAUGGAUUUAGCAUCGAUGAGCUAUGCCCGCUGCAUCACACUGCCAAACCAGUACAAGCGAAAGCUAAGCACCUCCUGCGUGGAUCUACGUUUGGUUCUCCAGGGCAGAAAAUUUCAACUACUCAAUACACCUACAACGGGUACAGCCAGGCCAUACCAGCCACGGAAAUACCAAGCACAAGCUCACAAACGGAUACAGUUAUGACAGAAGAAAUAGAAGAAAACGGAGUGCGUCUAGAAAACGCUUCAAGUAGCAAUAUUACUGACGAUAUAAACUCUGAAAAUUGCAUGUGGCCAAAUGCGUUGCAGUACUCACUGUUGCAGACGGUCGUUGAAGCAUGCCAAAAAAAGAAACACUGCAAAUUCAAUGGUGCUCCACACUACUAUCGACUGACCACAACUGGCGACGCUAGCAGUAAUUAUAGUACGACUAGCAACAUAAGUGUGGACCCCUGCCAUAAACGCCGCAAAAUCGUUGAAGUGGCUUAUAAAUGUCGUCCAUAUGAAUUCCGCAGUAAAGUCGCCUGCCACAAUGAUGUAGCUCAGUUGGAAUGCAACCCUUAUUCUCGCAUUGCGGUCUACAGCGCAAGCUUUGGACGCACAGAGUAUGAAAGUAUUCAAUGCCCCCAACCACAAGGAGUUCGUGAAGAAACUUGCCAAGCAUCCUAUGCCACCGAAACAGUGAUGCAGAUUUGUCAUGGACGUCGCCGAUGCAAUUUAGCUGCUGAUGCGAACACUUUCGGGUCUCCGUGCAAGCGAAACUCGCGAAUGUAUUUGAAAGUGGUUUACACCUGCGUGCCAAUGCAAGUUUUAAAGGACCGAUACGAAUCGGAAAUUGAAGGAGACGAGACUGAAGAAUUUGAGGGGGAUAACGAAUUGUAUGACGAUGAGCUGAGCUACAAGGAAUCCGAAGCUAUUCCGAAAGUGUACAGCAACAGUACCGCUACAUCCGCCAGAACGAAUGGUACACAAUUUUCCACACCGGGCUCUUUGGACGCCAAUAGAGUGAAUAUAUCAUUUCAUCUUGAAGUUCCGGACAGUGCUGGUAUUAAUCCUGUUAUGACUCAUAGUGCUGACUUGAGCUUGGAAGAUAACCAAGAGCGACUGUACUUGUAUCUAUUGUUUGCCGGCUUGGGAGGUGUUAUUGUGUGUAUAAUUAUUGUGACAGUUCACGUUUUGAUACAAAAGCACCACUCGUUUAGUUCCGAGACGCAAAUGUCACCCAUAGAUGAUUCCGGUAACGUUGGUAUGGAUACCGCAAUUCCUAAUGGAUUCAACGACACGAUAUCAGAGAUAGAUGCGGAGAUCAACAUACAGCCUGUGUCCAGUGUAUCGAAAAAAGAGAACUAUUUAACGUAUGGUCCGGAUAGUGGCAUAUACAACGGUCUCGGACCAUCUAACAGAGCUCAAAGCUCAUCGACGCUCGGACUGCAAGGAAGCACAACUAUGCCGCUAAGUGCAGUUGUCGGCGGAACCGGUUCCUCGGCUAUAAUGAGAAAUUCCGAACUAUGCGGACCUAGACAAUCUCCCGAUAUCAUCGGAAUUUCCUCAAAAGCGCAAAUACAGGUGGUCACAAACAACGCCAUGGAUUAUCAGACGGGCGUUAGUGGCAUACUUGCACCGGCAAGUGUGGUUGGCGGCAAGGGAUCGAGUGACAACACUUCACUAAAUUGUGGCACUGCUAUUCCAAUGACAUCACUAGCGCAAUACACAAACACGCCAACAAUUCGUGCAGGCUAUUUCAUCAACGCAGAGGGAAUACUGAAGCGACCCCCAAAUCUUCAAACCCCGCCAAUGACAACAUCUACUGCCAACAAUCAGUAUUUUACGACGUCAACAUUAGGUCGCAUGAAAACAUCCGCAAUUCCUUCCGUACUGCAGCAGCAACUGUCUUAUGAUGGCACCGCUCCACGUACUUUAUCGACUGGCGUCCCAGUAAACUCCCAAUUCUAUUAUGGAUGACGAAAUUCACAGGGAGGUGUAAAAAUAAAAUCUCUCACGAGUGAUACCUCUUGCCACAAAGUCGAAGCUAUCGCCCACCUCUCAUGUAAUGCAUCGAAAGUGCAGAAAGAGAAAUUCAAUGAGAGCAGCAAUGAAAAUGACAAUCCCGGUGCCAGCCACGAGGACGAAACGUCAGCGAAGAUGCAGGACACAGUGUAGCCGAAUCAGUCUUGGCUCAGGAAACGCAGAUAGCAGCUAAUGACGUGCAAUCUGAUAGAAUAAAACUUAUUGCUUUUGAAGGGGACUAAGCCAUUUAUGAACUGGCAAAAGACAUAGAAUUAUAAAUCGUUAUUUCGAGAUAUGUAUGUAUGUAUAAGUAUAGUACUCGACAUACAUUCACAUAUGUAUUUUAUAUGUAUGUAUGUACGACACGCACACGAGCAUAUUACGUAUAAUAUGUAUGUAUGUAUAAAUAUGUGAUGGGAUGCUGUAAGAAGUUGGUUUAUGUAUUAAGAAAAUAGCAUUAAGAUAGUUUACAGGGUGGUCCAUAUAGCGAUUUAUCUUUAAAAAUUCGAGAAAAUGAACGAAACUAGAUUUUUUUUCGGUAUUUAUUGGUUUAUUCGAACAUUCGCAUUAUUUACGGAACAUGAUUUCAUUCAAGUGUCUGCCUCGGUUGGCUUCACAGAAGCGCAUCCUGUUAACACCCAGUUUACCAAUACUUCGUGCUCUAUCUCACUCAUGACUUCCUCGAUACUCAUCUUACUGAAUCGGACUGAAUCGUUAAUGGGUUGUUCGCAAGCAGCGGUCCUUCACAGCACCACGCAAAAAAGUCUAACGGCGUCAUAUCGCUGCUUCGAGGUGGUCACUUGAAAUCGCCUAGAAGGCUGAUAAUACGAAUACCGAACUUAAUAAAACAUCGAUUGCGACAUGGGCUGUGUGUCAUGAUGCGCCACUCUUCUGAAACCAAAGAUCACACAAGUCCAUGCCUUUAAUUUUCGGCCUCAACAAAUUGUUUAUCGUGUCUCUGUACCGCUCACCGUUGACCGAAAUGGCGUUUCCAGCAGCAUUUUCUAAGAAAAUUGUGCCAAUUAUGCCAUCGAUCCGAAAUCAAGAACAGACUGUCACUCUCUGGGAAUGCAUUUGUGUUUAUAAUCAGAUGCGGGUUUUGCGAUCAACAGUCCAAGCGGCAGAAGAUGAUUUUUCGAGCAAAAUCGUUGUUCAUUAAGUUUGUAAUACUUACCAAGAUUGUUAAUGCGUAAAUCGAUUGAUUUCAUUUCGAUAUGAAACUGACUUUCUGUCAAAAGAGCUGCCAAUAUAUCAUAUGAUUAGGGCUUUCGCCUUAUUUGAAAUGGUGUUUUUGGGUGCUUCUUUAAAAGCGUGUAAAACGAAGCGAAAAAAGGCUUUUUAUUUUCGUUUUCAGUAUUUUAGUUUUUGAUCCAUUAUUAAAAAUAAAAUUUUGUUAGGCCAUACGAGGUUCGUUCAAAAAGUUGUCGAUCGUUUUCGUUUUCGUUUUACACGCUUUUAAAGAAACACCCAAAAACGAGCAUUUCAAGUGAGGCGAGGGCCUUAAAAGAAAAUUACUGUAUGGACCACCUGUACAGUCAUAAGUAUGAUAGUAGCGAGGCACAUCAAUAAGGUAGCAGCAGUAGAGGAAGACAACAAAGGAGUGUAUUUUGUUGUUGCUUGAAUUCUCUGGACAAUGCAAAACAGAAGAUAAAUAGAGUUUGACAGAAAUGAAAAUAAGUCAAAUCAGCUGCUCUACUCCUGCUGCCUUGAGCAGCAGUAAAUGUAAGGAUUACCUGUAUUUUGUUCAGUAGUUUUACGUUGUUUGAAAUUGAAAAGUUAUUUACAUUUUUUUCUGCUGCAUUGAAAGCAAAAAAGUAAAUUUUAAACCACGUAAAAAUACGUUUAUUAUUUGAUAUUAACUUAUUUUGCAAAGAGAAAAGUUGUACUGAAAUACCAUAACUCGCGGGUUAUGAAUCUGCGAUGUCUCGCUAAAAAAUGCUGCAAGCAGAAAUUACCACCCAUUUCAAUCCAUUAUCUCAUAUUACUGUUAUCUCUGUUAUUUAAUAAUUUAAGCGUUUUAAAAAAUUUUCUUGCAAUAACGAUUUAAUAUUAUAAUCAAUGAAUUGUUAAAUCACCAUUGCGCAGAAAAUCGCAAAAUGAAAAUAAAAACACCCCACAAACCGACUAAACGGAUUUCUAUGAAAACCGGAGUUGGACUGAUGGAACUUAUUUUUUUCCGGCCGAAGGUCGCUUACGCGGAAGAGAUUUCUGCAUGAAAGUAGUGUAGGUAAAACUGCUGGAAUAAAUUGUACGCGAAUUUUCCGAAGCCCCAUUACGAGGGUCGUUUGAGAAGUACGUGCAAAAAUAAAAGCUACUUAAUUGCUUUGGGCAAACCUUUCUUCAUAUUUCGACAUAGUCUCCUUUUAGGUUUACCCUAUGAUCAGAAGGUACUAGGAAUGUUUAAUUUAAACGAACUGCGCACGUGGGAACCGGCCCAUAUUUUUUUCUUAUGUUGUUAGGACUGUAAGACACCACACAUCUGUCACUUUUUAGCGCCAUCGGGUCAUUAGUGUCUGCCUGACCGUCCGGAAAUGUGGGCAAACAAUUCUUAGAUGUUGCAUGAUGAUAACGCUUCAUCGCACCGAGUCCAAAUUGUACUGGAUUAUCUGACCAAAUACCAAGUAAAUACCUUCGUGCAAACACCUGAUAUGGUUCCGUGCGACUUCUUUUUCUUUCUCAAGUUGAGGUUACCACUUCGUUGAAGGAGAUUUCAGUCGAUAGAGGAGAUCAAAGAGAAUGCCACGAAGGAGCUGAAGUCCAUCCCUUCGUCGGCCUACCAGAGGUGCAUGGAGGACUGGGUUAAACGUUGGCACAUGUGUGUUGCUUCAGACGGGUUAUAUUUUGAAGGAGGAAAACAAAUUUGCCUGAAAUUAAACUCUGUUUUGUUUUAUUUAAACAUUCCCGUUACUUUCAGAUCAUAGGGUAUAUUCUUCAUCCAAUGUUAUUCUAGUUGGUUGAUGCCUUCAAAAUAAAAGGAUUUGUCUAAGUCUGAAAAAUAACCAUUCGUUUCUGCAAUCACGACCUCAUUUGAAUAAAAUAUUUUUGCUGCCAGCCAUUUCCUCAAAUUGGGGAACAAAUAAUAGUCCGAGGGAGCCAGCCAAGUCUGGAGAAUAUGGCGAUAUGUGAAAUGAGUUGGAAUGCUAUUUUCAUUAAUUUUGUGGCCCCGACUGCUGAAACGUGAGCUGGUGUGUUGUCGUGAUGGAUUUCUGUCGUCACUUGACUGCUUCGAUUCAAACGAAUGCCGAACACAAGGAAAUAUGCCACGAUCUGGCUGAAAUUUGGUGUGUGUUCUUUCAAGAGAUGCUACUAACUAAGCAUGAUCUCGAAACACGACAGAAGUGUCAUCUUUCGGACUUUUCAAACGGCCCUCGUAAUUGAUUGGAUUAACCACAUCGACCAUUGUAACGUUUGAAAGAUUUUAAAUUCUUUCAAUCAAAAUUUCCGAUGCAAACGGCCCUCGUAAUUGAUUGGAUUAACCACAUCGACCAUUGUAACGUUUGAAAGAUUUUCAAUUCUUUCAAUCAAAAUUUCCGACGCUUUAUUGAGCUCGAUUUGUGUAAAAUUUGUUUAAUUUAAUUAAAUUAUAUACUUAAGCUAAUUUGCAAGACGUUUCCAUUGAAUUCAGUGCCUUCAUUUACUCAAAGCAAGUGAAAGCGCAAGAAAAAAUUGAGAUUUUUGACUCUUUUUCUAAGGACCCAUCAGGAGCUUAGGUGGUUGGGGCUGCAUUUUUGAAUAUGGCAAUACAUCUGUAGUCAUCUUGCAACAGAAAAGCAAGACAAUAGAAGCAGUACAGCAGCAGUUAGGUCAAAAGUUACGACUGCUAGGUUGUAUCUGUUUAAAAAUUAUUUUUCUAUUUCAAUCGAAAUUUUUGGUGCGUAUACAAUUUUAUUUUCCUAUACCCUCAAAGCAAGCGUGGGAGUAUCGGCUUUGGGCAUCACUGAUUUGGAGUCACAAUAAGAGGUCUAGCUGAUCUCUGGUACACACUAUCCCAAGAAUGAUAGAAACAAGAUUGCGUGACGUCACAUUAGUCUAGUUGUGUAGUGUUGCUCUUCGCAAUAAAUUUAGUGCUUUUUUAUACCCAAAAUAUGAAAUUUUUGGGUUUGCUGUUUCUUUCUUUUUUUCAAUAUGAAGCUACUAAAACACUCAGUUAAAAAAAAAUGUUGUAAUUAAAAAAAUGCUAAAAAGGCCACUUUGAGAAGAUUUUAGUGCUAUUGAAAUUUUUUUGAUUCUUAUAAAAAUUGAUGUUUUGAAAGUGCAAAUCACAUUUCUUGCUCCUUCAGAGGUUAUGCAAGAAUACUCUUCUUAACAUUUACAAUUUUUUUUAUAAAUUUUAAAAAGCCUUUCAAUUUACUGAAUACGAAUUAAAGCCAUAGAGGAGUAAUUAUAUGAAGAAGAAAAGAAAAAAGGAAGAAAUACCAGAUAAUACUGCAGAAACCAUAACGAGCUUUUUGAAAAAGGAGUACCUUGUUGUGAGAAGAAGACGAACAAACUUGGAAACACGCUCACGCACAAAUAACACACGAAUAUACACCAACACCAACAAUAAGCGCAAUCGCCGAUUGUGUGACCAGAUGAUAAAACAAAGUUAAGCUAAAUAGAAAUGCGUGAAUUAUUCAACUAAUUUUGAAAAAUUUAUAUAUUACAUAAUUAUUUAUAAACAUUAAAUUUUAAUUAGAACAGGCUAUAAAAAUAGCAGGAAGAAAGAACCAAAACUCCAAGGCUAGAGAACAAAAAAAUACUAAGUCGGGUCACGAAAAUGGUAAUCUGGUCACACCAAUCACCAAUUGGGCUAGUGUGACGUCAUGAAAAUCAGCUGAUAUUGUGAAAUUUGCUGCUAGAAAAGUAACGGAACUACGAUAGACGCCACCUCAUUGUUUUCUCCAACGUGACACUAUCAGUCAAAAUUCAAUAUGGCCGCUGACUAGCAGUAGUUAACUGUUGACUGUCGACUAGCGACUGACGAAAAAAAACUGCUACACACGCAAAGAAGUAUUCAAAUAUUGAUAUUCAAGCAUUGAAAUAAAACAGCGCCUUCAAUCAAAAACUCUAAGCCUAAAGACCAAAGACCAAAGCUCCUGGGUUAUGUGUCGAACCUUAAGUACUAUUCAUAGAGAUUUAAAAAUAUGUGCCGUGAAAGGUGAAAUAAAAAAAUUCAGUGAAUGACGUAAAGCCAAAUUACAGGACCAUCCCAAUCCUUUAGCAGUAGCAUUAAUACAGGCACCCGCUAUAAGCAGGUUAAAAGGAAAAAAAUUGUACUUGUAAACUAACUUGCACUUAAUGUAAAUAUAGAAGUUUAACACAAACUAGCAUGUAAUUAUGUUACUCUAACAUAAAAUAGCAAAUAAUUAUGUAAAUAUGUACUUAGGAUUUUAAGUUUUACUUUAAUUAUCCUGUCAGUGAAUAGAGUGUCAUUUGCUGGAGUGACAUCCACAAUUUGUUUGUACCUUAACAGCAAUUUACUUAUUGUUUAUUAAUGAUAAGAUAGGUUGUAAAUUUAACUUGAAUAAAAAAACUUUA